Molecule: messenger RNA, 2058 nt
Organism: Chelonoidis abingdonii (Abingdon island giant tortoise)
Lineage: Eukaryota; Metazoa; Chordata; Testudines; Testudinidae
Source: RefSeq, a predicted model, not a curated record
UGAAAAGGGGUGGGGUUGGGCAGGGAAGUGAAAAAUUGCCAGGGUUGUGAGAACCAGUUCAGAGAAAUGAGUGAAUCCUCCCCACUCGGUUCUAGACCAGAACUCAGAUCUUUGGAUUCUUUCCACUGGCUCCCCAUCAGCCAGUACAUCAAGUUCAAAUGAUUUGGUCUUUCAUUCAGUGGCCCACCUCCCUUUCCCCUGGUCUAUCCUCACUGUUCAGUUCUUCGACCACAUUCUGCCACCCACUGGUCCUUUCAUUUCGUUCUCCCACUCCUGAUUCUGUGCCCUUUGCCAUGCUGCUCUGUAGGCAUGGAAUUGUUUCGCAGCCUGAGUGCAGUGCACCACCUACCUUUUCUCAUUCGGUUCCCUCCUAUGCUUUCUGUGCUGCCUGCAAGAAGUGAUGAAUGAAGGAGACCAGCAAGUUGGACAGAUACCAUCAAGUUGCAGGAAAACAUGGGACAGGCUACUGUGCUGGCCGAAUGCAGAAGCUGGUGAGACUCUCACAUUGCCCUGCCCGCAGGUUCUCUUUCACUUCCUCAAGGAGCCAGGUUUGGUAAGAAGAAACUGUACAGUGAAUGGCUGGUCUGAUCCAUAUCCCUCCUAUCACAUUGCCUGUCCAGUGAACGAUGAGAUUCCAGUUGAGGAACAGUCCUAUUUUUCUACUGUAAAGAUCAUCUACACUGUGGGGUACAGCAUUUCCAUCUCCUCCCUCGCCCUGGCUGUCACUGUUCUUAUUGCAUUCAGGAGACUCCGCUGCCCCAGAAAUUAUAUCCACAUCCAGCUCUUUCUCACCUUCAUCUUGAAAACUAUUGCCAUUUUCAUUAAGGAUGCGGUCCUCUUCCAGAAGGACGAUAUUGACCAUUGCAGCUUCUCUACAACUGAAUGCAAGAUAACAGUGGCUUUCUGUCACUAUUUUAUGAUGACUAAUUUCAUGUGGCUGCUGGUAGAGGCGCUUUACCUGAACUGUCUGCUCUUAUCAUCCUUUCCUCAUGGAAGACGCUAUUUUUGGUGGCUUGUUCUGUUUGGAUGGGGUUUCCCAACAUUUUUCACCGUAGUGUGGAUAUUAGCAAAGCUAUAUUUUGAAGACACCGCAUGCUGGGAUAUUAACCAGGGCUCGCCUUACUGGUGGCUAAUCAAAGGACCUAUCAUCAUUUCUGUUGGGGUCAACUUUAUCCUUUUUAUAAACAUCAUCAGAAUCUUGCUGAAAAAGCUGGACCCAAGACAAAUCAACUUCAAUAAUUCAUGCCAGUACAGACGUCUCUCAAAAUCUACGCUGCUUCUCAUUCCGUUAUUUGGGACACAUUACAUUGUCUUCAACUUCCUCCCUGAAUACACCAACCUGGGAGUCCGGCUUUAUUUAGAGCUCUGCAUUGGAUCUUUCCAGGGGUUUAUUGUAGCCGUUCUGUACUGUUUCCUUAAUCAAGAGGUGCAAGCGGAAAUUGGCCGAAGAUGGCAUGGGAAGAGCUAUGGACUUAUGCCAGUGUGGAGAAAGAGGACUAGGUGGACCAUGCCAUCUAGUUCUGGGAUAAAAAUGACUACCUCUGUGUGUUAGGGACAGCUGCUGGACUGGGAGCAAUGGUGUUUAAGAACCCAGAUAUGAUCAAGGAAACUGAAUUUAAAUCAUCUGACUGUAACUUAAAAUGCCUGAGUGAAUUAGAGAAGACUAAUCCAGUUCUGUCUAGUUCCAUAGAAAUUCCUCACACCAGACCUCUACAGAAGUUACAAGCAUUACAGCAUCAGAUCAAACACCGAAUGGCUUAUAUAAUCCUUUUCAUGUAUAUCAUAUGCAGCACAGCAACAGACACAUAACAGCAACAACCUCCUCUUCUUUUGUCCAGCUUCUGGACUAUUUUUCUUGGUAGCUUACAGGUGAAACUUUCUGAGAAUUAAGGAGUAGGAAACUGAGUUGUUGGAGGAAGAUGAUUCCAUGAGGGUGGCGUUUUAUGAAAAAUUGGGCUGAGUAACUAAAAUGAGCAGAAACAUCAAGAAGUCCUUGUGGCAACCUUAGAGACUAACACAUUUAUUUGGGCAUGAGCUCUCAUGGGCUAAAACUUAUGC